Molecule: messenger RNA, 627 nt
Organism: Adineta ricciae
Lineage: Eukaryota; Metazoa; Rotifera; Eurotatoria; Adinetida; Adinetidae
Source: the annotation of a GenBank genome assembly
AUGCGUGAUGCCGAUGGAAAUUCGAUUGUCUUUCAAGCAUGUUUUGUUGAAUUUCCAUUGUUUAGAUUUGACCUUGUAAGCCGUUGUUUUCUAUUCAUAUGUUUUGUGCUAAGUCUUUUCGUCACAAUCAACGCGGAUUUGGAGUAUGCGGAAAAUUAUAUUGAUGAGACGACACGUACAACUGACCAAUCCAAAACACGGAAACCGUUGUAUCACGAUGAUCCGGGUUAUAAUCACGAUCAUGAUAUCUACAGUGAUGAAUCGAAUGAGGACGGUGAAGACUUUCUACAGACUGCUGUUUCAACUAGUACAACAACAACAACAACAACAACAACAAAAAGCACUACAACUGAACGUGAAAUAACAGAAGUUUAUGUAACAUCGUCAACGGUAGAUUUCGCAGGACUAAUAUCCGCUCUACAAUCAGUAACAAGAGAUCCGAAAGAGAUCGACGCAUAUCUCAGAAGAACAAAUCGAGAACGAUUGAUGCUGAAAGUCUUUGCAAUCGUAAUGAUAACCGCAAUGAUCAGUUUAACCAUCAUUUUACUAACACUUUUUUGUAUUCGAAAGAAACGUCGUUAUGAUGGUUACGGUCUUCCACAAAAUCAACCUUCAUCAAAAGCAUAA